AUGGGAGAGUAAAUCCGUAAAUUAAUUUAGUUCACAUUGUAGUAAUCGUCAAAGCAAGAGAUUUUAAACUAAAAGAUAAUUGUCCAUAAUAUCUAAAAGUAAUUAAGAAUAGAGUUAAAUUAAUCCAGAUGUAGGAACUCAUUCUCAUAUUAAUGCUAAUUUUGCUUAUAUAGCCAAUACAACAAAUUAAAUUAGGGAUGAAAUUCUGACGACUAAAUCAAGAUAUCGCAAUUUAGAUUAAUUACUUAAGAAAUUUGCAUAGAAAGCAUAUUCUCUAACCAAUAAUGGAGAUUGUUCAUUUCAAUCUAUUGGAUAAAAUAUUCAAAUUAUAAAAAAAGUAUAAGAUAUUGGUUCUAAAAAAUAUUACUUUAGAAUUAAAGUUUAUGAAUUAGACACUAUAGGAAAUAAAAUUAAUUAUUUAUUUGUGAUAGAAAAUAUUACAAAUAAAGAAGAAUUACGUUAAUUAAGUGUAAGAUACAAAUUUUAAUAAGUCUUACUAAAUUCUUUAUGUCAUGAAUUAAGAACACCAAUGAAUAGUACCUUAUCAUAAUUGAAUGCAUUAUCAUCCUUAAUUUAACCAUAAAUUAGAGAUAAGAAUCUAAUACCAGCCAUUAUCUCUGCUAAAAAGUUAAUGUUUCAAUUAAAUGAUAUUUUAGAUUAUGCUUAAAUUGAUUGUAAAAAUUUUCAUUUAGUAAAUACUUAAUUUGAACUGAGUGAAAUAUUUGAUAUUUUAAAAGAACUUUUUGAAUAAGAAUGCAAAGAGAAAAAUUUGUAAUUUAUUCUUAAUUUCUAAAAUCUUAAAGAUACUUAAGCUAUAUACAGUGAUAAGGAAAGAAUUAUAAGAAUCUUAGCAAAUUUAAUUGAUAAUUCAAUCAAAUUUACUAAUGAAGGUGGAUCUAUUAAAGUUUCUGUUUAUCAAGAAAGACAUUUUAUAAUCUUUUGUGUUUUGGAUGAUGGAGUUGGUAUUUCUGAUAAAAUCUUAUAACAUAUUAAAAACAAUAAAGAUUUCUAAAUGUAGGAUUAAUUUGAUUUUUAAUCCUAAACCAAGCUUGGUUUGGGUUUAAAAAUUUCUUAAUAAAUAGCUAAAUUUUUAUGUGUUGAUAAAGAACUAAAAAUUGAGAGUAAAGAAAAAUUAUUCACUAAAAUUUAAUUCAGGAUAGAAAAUAAUUAUAAAUAUUUAAAACAUUUAAAAUUUCCUUCAUUUUAAGGAUGUAAUUUUAAUAUUAAUUGUGAUUGCAUACAAAUUUUAAAUGUUGAUGAUGUUAGAUUUAAUCAUAGUGCAAUUGAAGCUCUACUUGCUUAACAUAAAAUUAAAAUGGGAAGUGCAUAUAAUGGAGAAUAGGCUAUUUAAAUGGUCAAAAAAAGAUUAGAAUAAAAUUGUUGUAAAACAUAUAAAUUAAUAUUCAUGGAUAUUGAAAUGCCUAUUAUAAAUGGAUAUUAAGCAUCUAAAGAAGUACUUUGAUUAUAUUAACUUAGAUAACAGCUAUUUUAGAUAAACAUAAUUUAACAGAUUAAACUGUUAUUGUGAUGUGUUCUGCCUAUAAUGGAUAUGAAAAUAGUAAUUUAGCUAAAACUUGUGGAAUUAAAGAAGUACUUCCAAAGCCUAUUGAAUAAAAAUAACUGAAACAAUUACUUGACAAAUAUUUAUUAUGA
This is a messenger RNA of Paramecium sonneborni, 1653 nucleotides long. The record is from the annotation of a GenBank genome assembly. NCBI's taxonomy places the organism in Eukaryota, Ciliophora, Oligohymenophorea, Peniculida, Parameciidae.